Messenger RNA from Corylus avellana, 1528 nucleotides. RefSeq names its product alcohol dehydrogenase-like 2. Gene Ontology annotation, molecular function: zinc ion binding; alcohol dehydrogenase (NAD+) activity; S-(hydroxymethyl)glutathione dehydrogenase [NAD(P)+] activity. The record is from RefSeq and is a predicted model, not a curated record. Gene Ontology annotation, biological process: formaldehyde catabolic process. Gene Ontology annotation, cellular component: cytosol. Lineage: Eukaryota; Viridiplantae; Streptophyta; Magnoliopsida; Fagales; Betulaceae.
CUUGCAACAUCAGUCUUCAGUCGUACAUAAAUGUGCUGUUCUGGAAACAACACAGCCACCAAACAGGCCUUACAUUUAUUAUCCAAUAAUUUUGCUUAGACUUGUGUUUUUGUGUACAACAUUAUACAAAAAGAUCAAGCAAAGAGCUCUGUCUUCUUUAAGCUUUGGUCAAGGUCGGAGAAGAACUCAACAGAAUCCAAUUUAGUCCAUCCAUGGUUAUGGAGAUCAGCAGAAGCACACCAGAAACUGCAGGAAAUGUUAUAAGAUGCAAAGCCGCAAUUUGCAGAAAUCCGGGAGAGCCAUUAACGAUCGAGGAAAUUGAAGUAGACCCACCUAAAGCUUGGGAGGUUCGGAUCAAAAUUAUCUGCACAUCCCUCUGCCAUACUGACGUCACCUUUUGGAAACUGAAUGCAGGACCUGGUGCAGUUUUCCCAAGAAUUUUUGGGCAUGAAGCCGUCGGUGUUGUUGAAAGCGUGGGAGAGCAUGUGGAGGAAUUCGUAGAGGGGGAUAUGGUGGUGCCGGUGUUCCUCCCGAAUUGCGGGGAAUGCAGAGAUUGCGAGUCUGAAAAGAGCAACGCCUGCUCGGUGUUUGGGCAGAAGCGUUCGCCUGACAUGCCCAGGGACGAAACCAGCAGAUUUAAGGAUAUGAAUGGGGAAGUGUUGCACCAUUUCUUGUGGGUUUCCAGCUUCACCGAGUAUACCGUCGUUGAUGUAACCCAUGCCGUCAAAAUUAACCCCGACUUUCCGGUCGAUAAGGCUUGCCUGCUUAGUUGUGGAGUAUCCACAGGGGUAGGAGCGGCGUGGAAGGUAGCUGCGGUCGAAGAGGGGUCCACUGUUGCUAUCUUUGGGCUCGGAGCAGUUGGACUUGCGGUUGCGGAGGGAGCAAGACUUCGUGGUGCUUUGAAGAUUAUAGGUAUAGAUUUGAACUCCGAAAAGUUCGAGAUAGGAAAGCAAUUUGGAGUCACUGAUUUUGUUAACCCUGCUACCUGUGGAGAAAAGCAAGUCAACGAGGUAAUUAAGGAAUUAACAAACGGCGGUGCAGACUAUUGCUUCGAGUGUAUCGGGAUGGCGUCGGUAAUGCAAGAAGCUAUUAGAAGUAGCCGAGAGGGAUGGGGAAAGACAGUGAUACUUGGAGUGGAGAGGUUUGGCUCCCAAUUGACUGUGAGUCCCCAUGAGCUUCUGAGAGGUAAAACCGUCGCUGGCUCAUUCUUUGGAGGUCUCAAACCCAAAUCUGACAUCCCUCUCCUUGCCCAGAAAUACCUAGACAAGGAGCUUAGUUUGGACGAGUUCAUAACAAAUGAGCUGAGCUUCCAAGAAAUUAACAAAGCCUUCGAACUACUUGAAGAAGGGAAGAGCCUCCGUUGCAUUAUAUGGAUGGAUCGCUAGGCUGGGUGCCUCUCUAAAUUGUCUGAUUGGAAGAACAGUCGGGUUGAAAUAUUAAUUAAAUAAUUAAAUUUACAAUAUCUUGUAUGUUUUAAACUUUUUGAACAAUUUAAUAAAAUCCGAUGUCACUCUUCAUUUCUUUCCAA